CUCCCGUCACAGUCCCGUCACAGCGACAACAGACACCUGGACCGCGCGCCGGGCAGACGUUCGUUCCCACCGGCCGCGCGACCGUAUCGCGACGAUACAGAGUAUAAAAUAGCGGGGAGGUGGACACUCGACCACAACCACCCAUCGCGACCUGUCAGCGGACAAGAGCUCCAGAUCGACUGCCGAGAUGUUUGCCGCACUGCUGCUGAGUGCGGGGCUUGCCGUGACAGUCUCAGCUGAGCUGAGCGUCACCACAUACAACGGAGGGAAGGUGCCCACGGCCGGAGAGCUCAUCUUCGAGGACAACUUUGACGAGCUGGAUCUGGUCACCUGGCAGCAUGAGCUCACACUCUGGGGCGGCGGCAACAACGAGUUCGAGGGAUACAACAACAACCGGACCAACAGCUACAUCCGCGACGGCGUCCUGUACCUGAGACCCACCCUGACGGCGGAGCGGUUCGGUGAGGACUUCCUCUACUCGGGCACCCUGGACAUGAACGGCGGCGCGCCCUUCGACCAGUGCACGUGCCCUCUCAACUACGGCUGCGUCCGCCAGGGUAACUCGGAGAACAUCCUGAACCCAAUCAUGUCGGCGGCCAUGCGCACGCCGCUCUCGUUCAGCUUCAAGUACGGCCGUGUGGAGGCGCGCGCCAAGAUGCCGGCCGGCGACUGGAUCUGGCCCGCCAUCUGGAUGAUGCCCGUGAGGGAGGUGUACGGCAACUGGCCCACCUCCGGAGAGAUCGACAUCGUCGAGAGCCGCGGCAACCGCGACCUUCUGCGGCCCUCCGACAACGUGCAGGUCGGCGUCAAGCAGGUGGCCUCCACCAUGCACUGGGGAGCCGACUUCCCGUCCAACCAGUGGCCUCGCACCCACUACGAGCUCAACGACGAGGCCGGCUUCGACGCCGACUUCCACGUGUACGGCGUCGAGUGGACGCCCGAGGGCAUCACAUUCAGCGUCGACGGCGCCGACAUCGGCAACGUCACUCCGCCGGAGGGCGGCUUCUGGGAGCUGGGCGAGUUCGACCAGGACGCCUGGAGGGACAACCCGUGGCAGGGGCGCUCCAAGAUGGCGCCCUUCGACCAGGAGUUCUACCUGAAACUGAACGUGGCCGUCGGCGGCACGGGCGUGGCCGGCUCCGGCACCUUCUUCGAGGACUCCUACAUCAACGGCAACGGCGCCAAGCCGUGGAACAACACCUCGCCGACGGCGUACCGCGACUUCUGGGAGGGCCGCGACCAGUGGCUGCCCUCCUGGAAUGGCGACGACACCGCCAUGCAGGUGGACUAUGUGCGCGUCUACGCCCUCUGAGUACGGUCUGUAGAGUAACAGUGAUGUCAGACGCAGCGGCCAGCAGCCGUGGUGGCUAACUGAUGUCAAAAGUCGUAGGAUUUAGGGAAAUAUGGUGGCCUGUUUCUAUUUAAAGGAGAAAAUACAUACCCUAGUACUUA
Molecule: messenger RNA, 1452 nt
Organism: Amphibalanus amphitrite
Lineage: Eukaryota; Metazoa; Arthropoda; Thecostraca; Balanomorpha; Balanidae
Product: beta-1,3-glucan-binding protein-like
Exons: 2
Coding region: 188-1312 (374 amino acids)
Biological process (GO): carbohydrate metabolic process
Molecular function (GO): hydrolase activity, hydrolyzing O-glycosyl compounds
Source: RefSeq, a predicted model, not a curated record